GCAGCCUUCAUCGAGGACGCGCAGAGGAGGCGCUGGUCGACCCAACACUGCGUGAUCUUGAGGAAUACUACGACAAGUACAAUUCUCCCAACCGCAUGCCGCGUGCUUCUCUCGUGCCAGGUUCACGACCGUAUCAGGGUCCGCUAUCGAACAACGUCGACCAAGGUGCCACAUUCCACGGGUCGUGCUUGCCGUCUUCGCAGGCACUCGCUUCUUUGCUCCGUUGAGAAAAAUCGAACCAAGUCAAGUCGGCUUGCAAUUGAGUCUACCAUGCAGGAUCCUGCAGGCGUUUGCCAAGAACUACAAUGCACUCCGAAGCGCCAAAAGCCAAGGCUACGUCAAGCACCAAUGUGA
Saprolegnia parasitica CBS 223.65 is the source of this 354-nucleotide messenger RNA. RefSeq lists its product as hypothetical. The annotation marks the transcript as partial. Lineage: Eukaryota; Oomycota; Saprolegniomycetes; Saprolegniales; Saprolegniaceae. The record is from RefSeq and is a predicted model, not a curated record. The transcript has a single exon.